GUUAGGUGUAUAUUUAUAGCUACACUUUGAGUAUAAAUACGGAACAACAAAGCCUAAUCCAAUACAUUGAGAGAUUUGCAAGCAGGAUUGACUAUAUACCACAACAGUUUGAUUCACAGAACUAUAUAACCAUGAUACCGUUGGUGUUGUUAGUGCUGAUGGGAGCACUUUCUGUGAAUUGCCAGAGCUUAACAUGUCUAGCAGAGGAAAUACCUGCAGGGAGUGAUGAAUUCCAACGUUGUCUCCGCAUAAUACUAAAUGCAACAAUCGGAGGAAGUGAUGCUUUUUGCAGUGAUUCAGAUUGCAAAACAUUCUUUUCUGAUGCAUAUAACAACUGUGGACUCUGUAAUCCGAUUGAGUUGGGUUGCAGCACGAGUCUAAAUCUGACUGAUAAUAACGGUGCCCCUGCUCUGUCUUGCUUGUUUAACGAUGUGGCAGCACAUCCAAAUCUCCAAGAGUGUCAAAGGAGAAGAUCACAAAACCUGACAGAUUACUGCCUUGCUGACGAUUGUUACUUCAUAGAAAAUGGCUACAACACCUGUGGAUUCGAUAUACACAAAUGUAACCCUGUCAGGCAAGCCUGUAAUGCUCACUUCAUGGGAGCUCUACAAGAAUGCAACAGUGCAGUAACGGCUGGUCCAACAUUCCUGACUGCAAUCAUGGUCAUGUUCUACUAUUUUCUCCAAGACUUUUGAGUAUAUAUACAUGCAUGCACUGAUCGAAACCUAUAAUGACUGCAGUUUACAACAUAAUAUAUAGAUGAAAAUAGCAUGGUUGAGCAACCUUAAUCUUCUUAGACUACAUAAUUUGGGAGACCGAUAUCAAUUUUUUAUUGUGGAAUAAUAUGUAUUAAAAUACUGUUACACUGCAAAAAAUGAAGUGCGGUGAGCCAUG
Messenger RNA from Halichondria panicea, 894 nucleotides. RefSeq lists its product as uncharacterized. The transcript has 6 exons. The coding region runs from base 132 to 695 and encodes 187 amino acids. NCBI's taxonomy places the organism in Eukaryota, Metazoa, Porifera, Demospongiae, Suberitida, Halichondriidae. The record is from RefSeq and is a predicted model, not a curated record.